GAAGCAGCGCCGACUACAAGCAGCAGCAUUAGCAAGCGUCUUUCCUCUUCCUAUUAGACAGCCAAUCAGCUUCCAGUACGUUGCGUCAUUGACGCACACAGACCAAUCACAUGAGCGCCUUCGAGAUUUUCUCACGAGGGUGUCUGGGUUGGUUUGCACACCGAACCGCUGGUGAAUGUGAGUAUGUGGUGAAGUAUCUUUAGUGUUUUUAAGCAAUGUUUUUAAGAGCACUGUCAUUCUGAGGAAGUGAUGAUAAAUGAACGCGUCCACUACUGAACGUGUCCUCAUCCUCUAUAAACAUGUUGAGAAAACUUUUGCUGCUCUUGAUGCCUUGCAUCAUUUUCAUGACGCGGAGAUCAAAGGCAGCGGUAGCGCCCAGCGCGAGCAAAACUUUGAUCUGGGGUCCUGGACUGGAAACAAACAUCGUCCUUCCUGCUCGGUUCUUCUUCAUACAGACAGUGGACUCCACCGGACGAAAUUUCACAACUUCUCCUGGAGAGAAGACAUUUGAAGUGAAGAUUACAUCUCCAACAGACCCGUAUGCCAGAAUCUGGAUCCAGAUUUUAGACCGGAAUGACGGGUCAUUUCUGGUUCGGUACCGCAUGUAUGCCAGUUACACAGAUCUGCACAUUCAGAUUCUCUUGAACGACAAGCUGGUGGGAAAGUCACCAUAUGUGCUCAAAGGUGCAGUGUAUCACGAAUCAUGUGACUGCCCAGAGCCCAGUGAUGCAUUAUGGGAAAAGAGCAUGCACUGCCCGGCCUCUUUCUCUCAGAUAGAGAGCGAUUUAUCUGUCUUUCCUAGUGUGGAUCCAGACCAUAAUGCCCAUGAGAUCUUUAAGCGCUUUGGAAAGAGACAUAGCCUGUGUCACUACACCAUUAAAAACAACCAGGUUUAUAUAAAAACACAUGGAGAACAUGUCGGAUUCAGGAUCUUCAUGGAUGCCUUCCUUCUGUCCCUUACACGUAAAGUCAAGAUUCCAGACAUUGAGUUUUUUGUUAAUUUGGGGGACUGGCCCCUGGAGAAGAGACGGGCGUCUGAGAAGCCCAGCCCGAUCUUUUCAUGGUGUGGGUCCAAUGAUACACAAGACAUUGUCAUGCCGACAUAUGACCUGACUGAAUCUGUAUUGGAGACUAUGGGCAGAGUGAGUCUGGACAUGAUGUCUGUUCAGGGACACACAGGUCCAGCGUGGGGACAGAAGAUCAGCAAAGCAUUCUGGAGAGGUCGAGACAGCAGGAAAGAGCGUCUUGAGCUGGUUAAACUGGCGCGGGCGAACCCUGACAUGCUUGAUGCCGCCUUAACCAACUUCUUCUUUUUCAAGCAUGAUGAAAGCCUUUACGGGCCCCUCGUCAAGCAUGUGUCCUUUUUUGAUUUUUUCAAGUACAAGUACCAGAUAAAUGUUGACGGGACAGUGGCAGCGUACAGACUGCCUUAUCUGCUUGCAGGGGACAGUGUGGUGUUCAAACAUGACUCCAUCUAUUAUGAGCACUUUUACAAGCAGCUCCAGCCAUGGGUGCACUAUAUCCCCUUCAAAGCUGAUCUCAGUGACCUACUGGAGAAGAUCCAGUGGGCUAGAGACCAUGAUGAGGAGGUACAUCAUCCCCAUUCACACAUGCACAUCUCCGGUCCUCAUAUGAACACAAAAUACGCAAAGCGAAUUGCCCUGGCAGGUCAGCAGUUUGCACGAACUCAUCUGAUGGGUGACAGUAUAUUCUGUUACUACUUCAAACUCUUUCAGAAGUAUGCUGAACUGCAGGUCACUGAGCCCAAAGUUCGUGAUGGUAUGGAGCUGGUGGAACAGCCAAAGGAUGAACUUUUCCCAUGUUACUGCGCAAGAAAAAAGGUCAGAGAUGAGCUGUGAGAGACCACAUGUUGUGUUAUGUAACAGCAGCCGUUAAAUUUAGAUGGAUUUGCAGAAAAAGAUGUUUCCGAGACCACAGACUUGGUGCAUCAAGUGUCUUGUGACUGCAAUGUCUUAACUGAAUGUUUCUCUUUUUGUAUUAAAUCUUUGUGUUUCUUCA
Molecule: messenger RNA, 2019 nt
Organism: Onychostoma macrolepis
Lineage: Eukaryota; Metazoa; Chordata; Actinopteri; Cypriniformes; Cyprinidae
Gene: poglut2
Product: protein O-glucosyltransferase 2
Exons: 10
Coding region: 300-1859 (519 amino acids)
Cellular component (GO): endomembrane system
Molecular function (GO): glucosyltransferase activity; protein binding
Source: RefSeq, a predicted model, not a curated record